This is a messenger RNA of Caenorhabditis briggsae, 1860 nucleotides long. It is a transcript of the gene Cbr-nxf-1, whose product is annotated as Protein CBR-NXF-1. Gene Ontology annotation, biological process: poly(A)+ mRNA export from nucleus. Gene Ontology annotation, molecular function: RNA binding; protein binding. The transcript is spliced from 10 exons. Bases 1 to 1860 code for a protein of 619 amino acids. The record is from RefSeq and is a predicted model, not a curated record. Gene Ontology annotation, cellular component: cytoplasm; nucleus. NCBI's taxonomy places the organism in Eukaryota, Metazoa, Nematoda, Chromadorea, Rhabditida, Rhabditidae.
AUGAGUCGAAGAGGUUUCGGAAAUCCCCGUUCCGGUGGUGGAGGCCAUCGCGACGCCAAACAGCUAUCUCGCAACAAAAGUCGCUUCGCACGCCUCGAUCCAGACAUUCAGAGCAGAUACGACGAUCUUGAUGACGAACCGGCAGUACCAGUCCGUGCCAGUCUGACUACAACAAGCACUCGCGGACGUGGUGGCUCUUCAGGAAACAAUCCAUUCUCUCGUUCAACUCAAUCCGUCGCCAAUACCGGUGUUCGUAACGCUGACAUUGUUUUCAAAUGUCGUGCGGUCGGAGCUGCCAAAAAAAUCGAUGGGAAAUGGCUCAUCAAACAACUCAAUCAGAAAGUCGAAAACUUCAAACCUCUUCUUUGGGACGAGAACACUCGUGGUGACUUCGAGUGGUAUGUCCGUGACGAGGAUAUCGCUUCGGCAAUCAAGGCGAACAGUCGUCGUAUCCUUCACAAAGAGACUGGAACUAAAGUUGAACUGCUUUACGCAAGAGUACCAGCUCCAUGGAUGGCUUUAAAACGAACGGAAGUUGAAAUUAUCCACAAAGUCGUCGACAAACGCUACAACGCCGAGGCUCGCCUACUCAAUCUAUCCGAAUUCCAUGCCGACGAAGAGUUCACAUCCAAAGAUAUGCUCAUGAAUCUUACCAAAGGAAACGUGAUGCUCACAGUUCUCGACCACAUUGAUGACAAAUACGGAAACAUUGUUUCACUCUCCCUUGCAAAUAACCGCCUCCGCCACUUGGACUACGCUUCCGCCCUGGUUUCUAUUGCCAAAUUCGUCAAAGAAUUGGAUUUAAGUCACAAUCAUAUAACCGCCGAGAAAGACCUCGAGAAGUUCGCAGGUUUGCCCGUUGAGAAGCUGUUCUUCGAAGGAAAUCCAGUCGUCGAGACUUUCACACAAAAGUCUGCAUAUAUCAGCUAUAUUCACAAGACAUUCCCGAGAUGCUACCUCAUGGAUGGUGUCGAAGUGGAGCCGUUGGUCACUGGACCUGAAGUCAAUAUCAAUGAAGUUAUGCCAUUCAGAGCCGGAUACUACCCGAACGCUCAAAUCCGAGUUCUUGUCGAGCAAUUCGUCAUGUCUUUCUUCGAGCUUUACGACGGAAAAGAUGGACAAAGAACACGCAGAAGUCUCCACAAUGCAUAUGAUUCCGAUGCAUCUAUAUUCACAUUGACCGUCAAAAACUUAAGCGGAUCGAAUUUCCAGAGACAUCACAAUGACGACUGCUACCGUCAAUACGCCCAAUUAUCACACAACGUGCUGGAGCAAGAGCACUUUUCUCGCAAUCGGGCUGCUCGACAAGCUCGCGGAGCCAUGGAUAUCGCAGUGGCUCUGUCGAAAUUGCCAACAACUCAUCAUAUGAAAGAGACCUUCAUCGUUGACGUCUACAUGCUCACCAAUGAGCUGCUAGGAUUCACAGUUCAAGGACUUUUCCUGGACGGAGACCUUACCCAAGAACCAUCUCCAAAUUACUUCAGCAGGUCUUUCCUUGUCUCACCGAGAGAGAAUGACUCUGUCGCCGUUCUCUCAGAUCAGCUCUUCAUCUCCACCGCAUCAGUAGAGCGAUUGGAGAAGUUCAAGAAGCUCUACGAUCAAUCGAUUGUCAACGGAGCCGCCGUAGAGCAGAUCAGUGCUGUCCAAAUCGCGCAAAUCGGUGUUAAUGGAAUCGGAUUCGAUGGUGCUCCUCCACCAGAGACCCGGAAAGCAAUGACGGAGGCCAUGUGUCAGUUCAGUGGAAUGAUCGCUCCGUACAGCGAGAAAUGCCUGGCUGACUGCAACUGGAACUUUGAUUUCGCAUGUGCAAAGUUCACAGAGAUCAAGGCAUCAAUCCCAAUAGAGGCGUUUGCCCAGUAA